Messenger RNA from Folsomia candida, 1392 nucleotides. Its product is annotated as cyclopropane-fatty-acyl-phospholipid synthase. The transcript is spliced from 5 exons. Lineage: Eukaryota; Metazoa; Arthropoda; Collembola; Entomobryomorpha; Isotomidae. The record is from RefSeq and is a predicted model, not a curated record. Gene Ontology annotation, biological process: lipid biosynthetic process. Bases 64 to 1260 code for a protein of 398 amino acids.
UCAGAGUUCAGUCUGCCCUGGUCUCUCUCACGGGGCACACGGGUCUCACAAUCCUCCCUGAAAAUGGACAUCCUUAACGACAUUUUGGUCUUCCUAGUUUUCUUCGUUUACAAAGUUUACGCGAAACUCACCCUCAUCAAUGUCUACCUGUUCUUUCCGCUGGUCAAGCGGUACAUUCACUAUAAACUGAGCCGCGUCGGAAUCCAGGUGGAUGGCGGGAGACCGUGUGAUAUUAAAAUUUUAGACAAUAAAGCCUACUACAGGAUCGCGGAGGAUUGGGAUCUGGGCCUCAUGGAGGGCUACAUUCACGGCGACAUUGAAAUUAAGGACAUGUUGGCGACGACGAGCACGAUUUUUAGGACGAGAAGAUUCAACGAAGUCGCUCACCCGCUGACCUUUAUUUUCUCGUGGUUUAAUUUACAAACUCGCAGGCGAGCGUGGGAAGCAGCUGUCGUGCAUUAUGACGGCGUCGGUCUCGACAUCUUUGAACCCAUGAUGGGUGAGCACAUGCAAUAUUCCUGCGGUUACUGGAAGGACGCUACGAAUCUGCAUGACGCCCAGACCGCGAAACUUCACCUGAUUGCGAAAAAAUUAGGACUUCGAAAGGGCAUGCGGCUCCUCGACUGUGGCUGUGGGUGGGGUGGACUUGCAAAAUUCAUGGCGAAAAAUUAUGGCGUCUCAGUCGUCGGCGUCACCAUUUCGAAAGAGCAGAAACACUAUGCGGACCAACUUUGCAAAGGUUACGAUGUCGAAAUACGACUCCAGGAUUAUAGAAAAUUGAACGAAAAAUUCGACGCGAUCGUGAGCGUGGGCAUGUUCGAGCACGUGGGUCCGCGCAACCAUGACGAGUACUUUUCCACUAUUUCGCGUUGUUUGAAGGACGACGGUCUCUUCCUCCUCCACGCGAUGGGGGCGAGUCAUCCCUCCACCCCCAAAAAUUACAUGUGGCUCCACAAAUAUAUUUUCAGGAAUGCGGCAGUCGCCCACAACCACGACGUGACGAGAGCAAUCUUUGGCAAGUUUAUUAUCGAGGACUGGCACAAUUUCGGGUACGACUAUGGGCUCACGGCAGCCGCUUGGUACGAAGAAUUCCUCAAGUUCUGGCCAAAGGUGGAGAAAAAAUACGGAAUUGAAUUCUUUCGAAAUUGGACCAUCUUAAUGAAAGCGGGAGAAGCGGGAUACUGCACCAGGACUGUCCAGUUGUGGCAAAUCGUCCUCUCAAAAGAUGGCGUUGAAGGGGGUUACAGGUCCAUACGAUGAGUAAAAGCUGGCUUAGGUUUAAAAAAUACUAAAAUUAAAUAGUAAAUUAUUCAAUUAAAUUUGUCUCAACUAAAUCCGUGGCAUAAAUUUCUGUGGUAAAUAAAUAAUAAAUUAUGUUGUAAAAUACAUAAC